AUGGGUAAAAGAGGCGAUUUAGCCAAGUUGCAAAAAUGGAUGAUUAUUGGCUUUCGGGCCAAGGUUAUCAGUAUAUCUGAAACAGCGCAAUUUGUGAACUGUUUGCAUGCUGCUGUGGUGAAGGUGUAUCAUGACUGGACAAGUGGCACCAUUACGAAUAACCGAUGUGGAAACUGCAGAGCACCACGUGCCAUUGAUAUUAUGAAUCCGAAUUUCAUUCAAGAAGUGGCUCCUGAGUUCCUCUUGAAUCUGGUGGACAUCUUAUGUGUUGUUGGCGACACUGUGACCUUACAUUGCAAAGUCUGUGGCCGACCAAAGCCAAACAUCACAUGGAAGGGACCAGAUCAAACCAUCCUGCAUGAUGAGCACAGCACUUAUACCAUGUCAACCAGUGAGUCUGGAGACAUCAAGCUGAAGAUCUGCAACUUGAUGCCUCAGGACAGUGGCAUCUAUACCUGCGUGGCCGCAAAUGAGCUUGGCUCAGCCUCAACGUCUGCCACUAUUAAAGUGCAAGGUGUCCCCGGAGCUCCCAGCCAGCCCAUUGCUCAGGAAAGGAGCAGUUCGUCUGUCAUUCUCCGCUGGCUUCCACCUUCUAGCACAGGGAAUUGCACUAUCUCAGGGUACACCGUGGAGUACAAGGAUGAAGGUUCCCAGGUUUGGCAGCAGUCUGUUGCCUGUACUCUUGACUCUUACCUUGUGUUAGAAGAUCUAUGCCCAGGAGCUAUAUACCAGUUUCGGGUCAGCGCCAGCAACCCUUGGGGUAUCAGUCUUCCCAGCGACCCAUCUCAACCCCUCAGACUUCCAGAGAAUGAUGCAAAUGCUGAUGGAUCAACUGUAUGUUGGAAAGAGAACUUUGACCAAGUAUAUGUGGAACAGAACGAGAUUGGACGGGGAAGAUUUUCCAUUGUGAAGAAGUGUUUGCAGAAAAACACCCGAAAAGAUUUUGCAGUGAAAUUUGUCAGCAAGAAAUUGAAAAAGCGUGAACAGGCGGCACAUGAGGCAGCUCUUCUCCAUCAUCUGCAACAUCCCCAGUACAUCACCAUCCAUGACACGUAUGAGACUGCCAACGCGUAUAUACUCAUCCUGGACCUGAUGGAUGAUGGCCGAUUGCUGGAUUAUCUGAUGAACCAUGAUGAGCUCAUGGAAGAGAAGGUGGCUUUCUACAUGCGGGAUAUCAUGGGGGCCCUUCAGUACCUCCACAGCUGCCGCGUGGCCCAUUUAGAUAUCAAGCCUGAAAACCUUCUGAUAGAUUUACGUAUCCCUGUCCCACGGGUGAAGAUAAUCGAUCUGGAGGAUGCCAUGCAAAUUACAGGACACUAUUACAUCCACCAGCUGUUCGGGAACCCAGAAUUUGCUGCUCCUGAGGUCAUCAAAGGUACCCCAGUUUCUCUGGCGACUGAUAUCUGGAGUCUGGGUGUGCUAACAUAUGUCAUGCUGAGUGGAGUGUCCCCAUUCCUAGAUGAGAGCAAUGAAGAGACAUGUACGAAUAUAUGUCGGGUGGAUUUCUCCUUCCCGCAGGAGUAUUUCACAAGCGUUAGUCAAGCUGCUCAUGACUUUAUCCGGGCAACACUUCAAGAGGACACCAACUGGAGACCUACGGUGGCCACAUGUCUUCUACACCCGUGGAUGCAACCUCAUUACAGUAACUAUUCCAGAAUCCCUCUGGACACCUCUCGUCUGGCCACCUUCAUUGAGAGGCGCAGACACCAGAAUGAUGCCCGGCCACUUCCAAAUACCAAGACUUUCAUCAUUGCCCGGAACAAAACAGGAACAUGAAAGUCUGCAUUCGCAUACUGAACUGAACAUUGGAUGCAAUGAAAAGAGAUACGCAUAUUUAUUUAUGGUGGUUACACUGUGUUUAAAACAGGGAUCCAAUAGAUGGCUGAGAACACGUCUUUCUAAUAAGCCAAAUUUAUGAUUAAGAGAUGAGCCCACCAUAUGUUUCCCCUUCCGGGAUAUCACAGUACUGAAUCAAGUUAUUCUGGAAUAUUUUAAGAGUAGACGUGGGAAAUGACAGUUGUUUUUUUAUUUUUACUUAAUAAAUUCGGUGCAGUGUCUUGUUGCAGUUAAAUUGCAAUGAAAUUAAAGUGUGGAUGAAAAAGGUUUAA
Pseudophryne corroboree (corroboree frog) is the source of this 2108-nucleotide messenger RNA. RefSeq names its product kalirin-like. Gene Ontology annotation, molecular function: ATP binding; protein serine/threonine kinase activity; protein binding. Gene Ontology annotation, biological process: protein phosphorylation; intracellular signal transduction; positive regulation of apoptotic process. Gene Ontology annotation, cellular component: nucleus. Lineage: Eukaryota; Metazoa; Chordata; Amphibia; Anura; Myobatrachidae. The transcript is spliced from 10 exons. Bases 1 to 1776 code for a protein of 591 amino acids. The record is from RefSeq and is a predicted model, not a curated record.